Penicillium oxalicum is the source of this 1986-nucleotide messenger RNA. Its product is annotated as putative C6 transcription factor. Gene Ontology annotation, molecular function: DNA binding; zinc ion binding; DNA-binding transcription factor activity, RNA polymerase II-specific. Gene Ontology annotation, biological process: DNA-templated transcription; regulation of DNA-templated transcription. The transcript has 4 exons. The record is from RefSeq and is a predicted model, not a curated record. Bases 1 to 1986 code for a protein of 661 amino acids. Lineage: Eukaryota; Fungi; Ascomycota; Eurotiomycetes; Eurotiales; Aspergillaceae.
AUGAAUCCUCGCACUCCAGCGAAACGGUCCUCAACAGAUGCAGGGCUUGACUCGCCUCGCGAGUCGCAUCGAUCGACAGAGUCACGUCCUGUGGCUCCCAGGAUAUCGAAAGCUCGAGCUUGUGCCGAAUGUAAACGACACAAGAUUCGAUGUGAAUUUCGAUCGGGUGAAAGUAGUUGCACUAAAUGUGUUCGCAGUGGCAUCAAAUGCAUGGUGAAUGAUUUUUCCCAGAAAUUUGUGGACGAUGAUGGGAUAUGGAAAUCACAGGCUGCAGCAAGCCUCCAGCAGUUGCAGACGGCAGUGUCCCAGCUCUUGCAACACGCUGGACUGCCCGAUCUGUCAACAGUUGGAGGUAGCAACGGCCGUCACGACCCCAGUCCAGCCGCCUCCCAUCACCCUCAUCGGCCGUCAAUUGAUGCGUCGCAGUCACAUCAUAGCAACCACGAGGGACCGGGGGUGGCCAUGGAUGUCACACGGGAGCCAUCACAAGAACCCGAUCUUCAGGACCCAGAACUAGUUCCCGCGCCAAUGCGAAGUUUAUACGAGGUCACGAAACUGCGUAACCUCCGCAACAAUCCCAUCGAGGCCCCCAAGAAAACACUUUUGGAGGAGGAUUUUAUCACAAGAGGCCUCGUCUCCGUCCACGAGGCCGAGGAAUUGUUUGCAUAUUUCAGUCGCACCAUGAACCAAUUACUAUGGGGCGGAAUCAUCCUGGUCCAUCGGGACCUCACUUCCGUCCGUCGUGCCUCUACCUUGCUCUCAGCUGCGGUGCUCACCGUCGCAGCCCUUCACAUCCCCAAUCGAACGGAGACCUUGAACCGCUGCUAUAGCGAGUAUGUAGCCCUCGUCUCAAGCAUGGCUCUCACGCGAGCUCACACGCUGGACGACAUUCGAGGUCUUUGCGUUGGCGCAUUUUGGCUGUCCGAGCUAAGCUGGAAGCUCUCUGGACAUGCCGUGCGCGUUGCGACUGAGCUUGGUCUGCAUCAGAGUUAUCAUCGUCUGAUUCGGGGGCACACCGAUCAAUAUGCACGCGCACAGUUAUGGUACCUGCUGUACGUGUGUGAUCACCAUUUCAGUAUCGCUUAUGGGCGGCCGCCCGUCAUCCACGAAGACACGGCCAUUCGGAAUUACGAGACCUUCCUGAAGUUGCCCAUGGUCGUCCCUGGCGAUAUCCGACUUUUGGCACAGGUCGUGUUGUUCACGAUCUUGACCGAGGCGUAUCGCAUGUUUGGGAGUGAUACCGAGCAAGCGCUCACAGAGGCAGAUUUCGGGCAAUUGAGAGUCUACAAUGUCGCGGUGGACCAGUGGCGAUUAGUCUGGCAGCCGAGGGCGGCCGAUAGCUCGUACGUGCGCACCUACCCCUCCAAGGGGGUGGUCUUGCACUACCACUUUGCCAAAUUUCAGCUCAAUUCACUCUCACUGCGAGGACUCUCGCCGUCCAACACGCCCGUCUUCUCGAUGGAUCGGAGAGAGAGUGCCAAUAUCGCCAUCUCUUCCGCCAUGGCCUGCCUGAACAUGGUGUUGGAGGAGCCCGAUAUUCGAGAUGCCAUCGUUGGGGUACCCAUCUUCACGCACACAAUGGUGACCUUUUCCGCCGUCUUCUUGAUCAAGGUGGCCAUCAACUGGAACACGGCGUAUUUGAGCAUCGAUGCGCAACAGGUGCGGCGACUCGUGGAGCGGGUCAUCGAGCUGAUGAACUAUGUCUCUGCCGGGGAACGACAUCUCACCCGGCACAUUGCCCGUGGCCUUGGCAAGAUGCUCGAGCGGUUUGACUCGUGGGAGGCUGGAUGGCCCGUCGGCAGCCACCAUGCCAACAGCGAGGUGAAUCAGAACAAUAGUAGCCAUCCGCCGGGAGGGGCGAAUGCACUGGCCCAGGGCUUCCCUCCACCCGACCUGAUCUACGACAUGGUUGGGACCUACGGCUUUGGACUAGAUGAGAAUCUCUUAGAUCCCAGCUUGGCCAAUUUCGAAUUUUUGGCGCAAUAA